This is a messenger RNA of Lonchura striata (white-rumped munia), 1483 nucleotides long. It is a transcript of the gene FNDC5, whose product is annotated as fibronectin type III domain containing 5. NCBI's taxonomy places the organism in Eukaryota, Metazoa, Chordata, Aves, Passeriformes, Estrildidae. Gene Ontology annotation, biological process: positive regulation of brown fat cell differentiation. The record is from RefSeq and is a predicted model, not a curated record. Gene Ontology annotation, cellular component: extracellular region; plasma membrane. Gene Ontology annotation, molecular function: protein binding.
AUGGAGCCUUUCCUCGGCUGCACCGGCGCCGCGCUCCUGCUCUGCUUCAGCUACGCCGGUCUGCGCCCGGUGGAGGCAGACAGCCCAUCGGCUCCAGUAAAUGUCACAGUCAAACACCUGAAAGCCAACUCAGCCGUGGUCACUUGGGAUGUCCUGGAAGACGAAGUUGUCAUUGGAUUUGCAAUUUCCCAACAGAAGAAGGACGUGCGGAUGCUGCGCUUCAUCCAGGAGGUGAACACCACCACCCGCUCCUGUGCCCUCUGGGACCUAGAGGAGGACACUGAGUACAUUGUGCAUGUCCAGUCCAUCAGCAUCCAAGGCCAGAGCCCUGCCAGUGAGCCAGUCCUCUUCAAGACCCCCAGGGAAGCUGAGAAACUAGCCUCUAAAAAUAAAGAUGAGGUGACAAUGAAGGAGAUGGCGAAGAAAAACCAACAGCUGCGAGCGGGGGAAAUUCUCAUCAUUGUUGUGGUGUUGUUCAUGUGGGCAGGGGUGAUCGCCCUGUUCUGCAGGCAGUACGAUAUCAUCAAAGAUAACGAGCCCAACAACAGCAAGGAAAAAGCCAAGAGCGCCUCGGAGAACAGCACACCCGAGCACCAGGGCGGGGGCCUCCUGCGGAGCAAGUUCCCAAAAAACAAGCCCUCAGUGAACAUCAUUGAAGCAUGACACCUGAGAGAUGGACUCCAUCCCUCGCUCUCACUCUGAGCCGUGAUGACUGAGGAGGUGAAACAUUGUCGGAGCGAUUUGCAAAACAAGACCUCGCUGGCAUCCACCUCCUCAUCCCUGUUCUGCAAAACAUCUGGCCAGGAAGGGAAAUCCUGCAAAAAAAAAAUAAAAAAACCAAACCAAACCCUGACACCCAAACAAAGAAGAUGGAGAAGAAUCAGUGAUGCUGGAGUGAUCCACGAAUCACCUGGGUUGGAGCAACAUCUCCCACGCUCCUUUCCACGCUCACGCUCCAUUUUCUAGGACGGUUUUCCUGGUUUUUUGGGAAUGCACAAGGUUCUGUUGUGUCUUUCUCUGGUCUCACUGUCAUUCCACCCCGGCAGUACUCCCAGGCACAUCCCUCUCUGAGCAGGAAUGGGGGGAAGCUCGUGGCAAACGCCACCCAGAAGCCAAAUUUUGGCUGCAGCGUGCUCGGGCCUCGCUUCGUUCAUCGAUGUGUGUCGUGUAACACGUCUUGCAGGUGGGUUUUUCCAACAAAAAAGGCAUCCCCCAGUUUCCAUCUCCACCAGGAGAACUUCCCUGGCUGUUUUCCAGCCAGGCUGCAGCACAUUUGCCACUGCUGCUGUCUCUCCUCUGUCACACUGGUGCUCUUCACCUCAGAAAUAUCGGGGAACACUGAGGCACAGACCAACAUGAGGGGACACCAGAAGCUGUUAUUUAGCUUCCAGGAUAAUUUCAAUUGUUUUCUUCGUGGUAUUUUCAGCUGGGCCUGAGUCCACCACCAAUGGGAUUAAAGGUCCAUAAAAAUGUAGCCAGUCAG